Molecule: messenger RNA, 402 nt
Organism: Dothidotthia symphoricarpi CBS 119687
Lineage: Eukaryota; Fungi; Ascomycota; Dothideomycetes; Pleosporales; Dothidotthiaceae
Exons: 2
Coding region: 46-354 (102 amino acids)
Source: RefSeq, a predicted model, not a curated record
GGACUCAUACCAAACAUCCAAUGAGACUCAUUAUACCACGCAUGCAUGCAUCCACAAAAAAUCCAACAUGCAACUGCAACAGCACUUUCAACUCCCCGCCCCGCUCAGUCCCAGCCACACCCCACUCUCUCGCUCUCUCCCAGCAGCGAAAAAAACAGUUCCACUACCUGCGAAUCUCGGCGAAGACGGCCAGCCUCUGGUAGAUGCUCCACUGUGUCAGAUAAAUUUAUUUCUCACACUAAAAUGACGUGCAUUCGGUCAGUCCGCUAUCCGGGUGCAACCAAUCACUUCUCCACAUUCUGGUCCUCGCUUACAGUAGGUUUCUCGUUUUACCCCACCAUCCGCUCAACAUGAAGUUGGGACCAGAAGUAGAGGCGCUUACGCGUAUGGGCUCCGCUCUCC